AUGACGAUAACGCAGCGAAAGCCCAUCCGACCCGACGACAUUAUAAUUAAUGAACCAGGAGACCAAUAUUCGUGCGAUUCCUGUGGAUGCGACCUCACACAUAGUGUGCGCAUCAAGUGCGCGGACCCUCUCUGCGAACCCGGCGACGGCGUCGAUAUUUGCCCACCUUGUUUUUGUGCAGGGAGAGAAUUUCGGCAGCACAAGCGGGGACCAUGCAUACCGCGUCAUCGUAGGGAACUGUUGUUGCUGAAGGGCAUAGCCACGCAAGGCUUCGGGAAUUGGAAAAAGAUAGCCGAGCAUAUAGGCACACGGUCAAAGGAAGAGGUCGAGAAACAUUACAAUGAAGUCUACAUCGACUCCCAGACCUGGCCGAUACCUAAAAUGGAUUUACAGUUCGAUGUCGAUCCGGUAGAAUUCCAAGCACGCAAACGACGGCGAAUACAAGCAUUAAACGACACGCCACCGCCUCCUCUUAAGCACGGUCCUGUAUCGUUACCCGGUAUCCAUGAAAUCCAAGGUUUCUUUCCUGGACGUUUGGAAUUUGAACAUGAAAUAGACAAUGAGGCUGAGGACUUGGUGAAAGAUUUAGAGUUUGGAGUUUGUCUGGAGUGGGGCGGCGACCAGAUCAUCGAAGACGAGGAAGAUCUGGAUGUUCGUGCAAGGGCAAAGUGGGAAGAGGAGCGUCGGAAUCCCCCACCUCUUGCAGAGAAAGGGCGAAUACCAGGCAAAGGGCCGAUGAUAAACGGCAUAAAUGGAUACCAUCCGCCAUCUGAGAAUGGGAGUGUAACGAGGGACAGUCUUCCGCCAAAAUCCGACGAUGCUCUUGCAAACGGCACGAGCUCUGGUGAUGGAGACGAGGAAGUGGAAGAAGUCACGCAGCCACCGCCGAUAGAAACGAAGGAAUCCCUUGCUUUUAAGCUUUCGCUGCUCGAGAUGUAUAGCCAGCGUGUGGAUAAGAGACUGGAGGGUAAGGAAGUUAUGUUUGAUCGCGGGCUACUGGAUUACAAAAAGAUGCAAGCAUCAGACAAGAAACGCUCACGAGAGGACAGAGAUAUCGUCCAUCGUCUACGACCCUUCGCAAAAUUACAAACGGCCGCUGACUAUGAGGUGUUUGCUGCUGAUGUUCUAUAUGAAGCUCUUCUUCGUCAGAGAAUACAGGAAUUGCAACAGUACCGACGGUUAGGCCUGGUGACUGCGGCUGAUAUCGACAAAUAUAAGUCUGAUCUUCAGAAACGAACCCUCAUCAAAGCCAAUCAUCGCGACUACCCAAGUGACAAACACCAAUAUCGGCCGGGGGGACGCCAGUCAUCUGGCCCCGAUCCUCGCCGUGCCAGUCUUGUGUCGUUUGACUCCGAAGGACGAAAGAGUAACGAAAGGGAGGCUACACCGCGUCUUCCCGGAUCAUCUGCUGGUCCCGUUGUCCGUCGGAUGCCUGCUCCUCUCAAUCUUGCAAAUAGCCCGUCGUUGCAUCUCCUCUCGACCGCGGAACAGGUUCUAUGCACCCAGCUCCGUAUCCUUCCCAAGCCAUACCUUGUCGUGAAAGAGACCCUUGUACGAGAAUAUGCCCGGCGAGGUGGUAAGCUUCGUCGGCGGGAAGCUCGUGAGCUCGUUAAGAUCGAUGUGAACAAGACCAGUCGAGUAUGGGACUUUCUUGUGCAGCAGGGAUUUCUCAACAUUGCUUCUGAUGUUUCCUCGAACCAUGCUUCGUCAUCACAAGACGCUAGCACCGCUAGUGGAUCGCAGGUCAACGGAUCACCUGUUAAAGAUCCACGACCGCUGCCUAGUCAGCAAAAUGGAUCUGCCUUGGUACCAUCGACGUCAAGUUCAUGA
Messenger RNA from Desarmillaria tabescens, 1830 nucleotides. RefSeq lists its product as uncharacterized. Gene Ontology annotation, cellular component: nucleus; SAGA-type complex. The transcript has 9 exons. The coding region runs from base 1 to 1830 and encodes 609 amino acids. The record is from RefSeq and is a predicted model, not a curated record. Lineage: Eukaryota; Fungi; Basidiomycota; Agaricomycetes; Agaricales; Physalacriaceae. Gene Ontology annotation, biological process: regulation of transcription by RNA polymerase II; chromatin remodeling. Gene Ontology annotation, molecular function: chromatin binding; transcription coactivator activity; protein binding.